Messenger RNA from Aspergillus versicolor CBS 583.65, 2031 nucleotides. RefSeq lists its product as uncharacterized. The transcript has a single exon. Lineage: Eukaryota; Fungi; Ascomycota; Eurotiomycetes; Eurotiales; Aspergillaceae. Bases 171 to 1682 code for a protein of 503 amino acids. The record is from RefSeq and is a predicted model, not a curated record.
CGAGAAUGUUUGUCACUACAGCUUUGCCAAUGUCCCUGGGCGGCUCGGGGUUAAAUUCUAGGCUUCAGGAGCCUUGACUCACCUGCCUGGCGCUCACUUUUUAUCUUCAGGGCAGUUAAUCAUCCUGUUCCCUUUCGUUUUACACAAACUCGAUAGAGACUUCAGACGCCAUGUUGCAGGCAGCGCCGUCACCAACGCCAAACCCGACUCACACGUACGCUCGUCGCUUUGGCCGCAACUACCGCGGACUCGAUCAUCUCACCUAUGCCAGCUUGUGCUCCCGCGAUUUGGGAAAGGUGCGGGUUGACUGUCGACUACGCGUUUCAAAGUCACAAUGGGGUUGUCUAGGAGUGCCUCCAGCUGGAAUUUCAGCGGCGAUUAUCUACAUGGAUAUCUCGUUCGACCAGCCUCAUAACUGUCGUCUGGCCAGUGGAACUGUUCUCGUCACCCUUGACGAAGCGUCCGCCCCAGCGGCCACGGGCAUGAUCCAUGACGAAUCCCUCCAAAUGACUGAUUACUACGGACCGAAACAUCUCAGUGGAGAAGCAAGAAACGUUGCUGUCACGCAGACUGUGCAUUUGGCACCGGAGCUGAACGUUCUUGGGACCGGAGGAAGCGGAAUUGGCGUGGAACGGGAAAAAGAGGCCAGAUACGACAGCCGUUGGUCAUUUACUGGGGGGUUGAUGACGGGAAGAAAGGGCAGUGCGGCCUACCAGACAUUGAAAUGGGAACUUUGUGAAAACGAUCAGGGUGGCAGAUCGAGCCGUAGCAACGUUAUACAUACGGCAUUUACCCUGCAACACAGCAAAAAGCCGUUCAUCAUGCGGAUUGAGAUCCAGGGCCGACUCAAAAGAUCUAGAGAUCGCAUACGCCACUUGAGGUUCCCGAGCUAUCAUAGCUCCGACCAGGGCAGGAGCGAGACUCUGGUAUGUCCCAAUGUACAUAUUGCAAUUGAUAGGCCGCUUGAUACGCUAGCAAAGGGCCUGUCUAGUGCUAUGGAGCAUGAAAAUUACGCGAGGACUCCGGUUGAGAUACCUGAUGCCCUGCCAGUAUCCUUUUCCACGGAAAACGGAGCUGCGCCAACUGCACCACAACUGCCCCCAACUAUUCAAACCAAAGCAGGGUCAGCGACGGAUAGUAUUACGGGUGAUAAGCCUGGCAGAUUGAGGGUUACGUCCGAUCUACCAAGCGGAAUAUUACUCUCCCCAGAUGACUUGGCUUCAAGCGCAACGACCAACAGGUCCUCGAGUGUUUCGAACAUCUCUUCCGCAGCAACGCUGGUAGAUGCCUCUCAGCAUGGUAUGCGUGACAUAUGCCCCGACUCGUAUUCCGCCAUCCUUGGGAGCGCUGUUGAAUCCUUAGAUGGUGUCCGGCAAGAACGCUCAGCUCGGAAACGGUCAUUAUCGCCGCAGCCACCCAUUGAGCCCCCCGCCCCAAUAAAAGCAGCAGACAAAAAGGAACCAGUCCUUAGCGCAGACGAGAAUCCAAUGUCGGCUGUAUCCAAAUACCCUGUGCUGAUACUUCUGGUCAAUGCCCUUGCCAGCAUUUUGGAUUUCGUCUUUAUGCAGAAAGGGCCGAGGCUUGCCUUGGAAAAGGACCCUACAGUGGGUGAUAGAGUAAACCAGAACCAGGGGAGUAUUAUCCCAGGGUCGCUAUUCCCAGGGCAGUGGCCUCAGGACUGAUGCCUCUGCGGGUUUUGAUGCACGGUCCCUGUCCGGAGUUUGUGUAAUAUGAUUUCUGAAUAUCCAAUUUUGUAUAUUUGCUCUUGUGUCCGAGAAUCUCAUGACACUUUAGAACACUUUACAGCAAUGACAACCAAAAAAAGAGGGUAGACGAGGCGCACUUCUCCUGAGACCGAUUGGCAAUGAUUUGGUUUCCAACUGCAUCUCGGAGCGCUUCAACCUCUUACAUCUGCGUAAGUCUGCACCACACAAUUUCGGAGUUGGUGGGCAGCGGCAUCGAACUGCGACUUCAUUCAUGCAAGUUUACCUUUUGCUAACACGUAUGCAAAUAUAAUUGGUUUUCCAGAGU